AAAGUGCUAGCACAUGCAUCCGUUCACUCGAGCAGCCAGAGCGCCCGUAAAUCGCCCUUCUCAAAAAGCAACAUGAAGUAUUCAGCAAUCACAUCUUUCCUUCCGGCAGCUUUCGCUGCACCUAUAAGUGGUCGCGAUACAGACGUGCAGCUACCCCGAGGCUGGAUAGCUGUCAACGCGAUUGAGGUUGCUCGGAUGAUGGCUAGCUCGCCCGCCGACAACAUAUACAGCAAGCGCUUCCCAGGCAGUGUGUAUAUGUGUACCGAGGCAGAAUGGGCUGGCGAAUGCGCACGCGUGACCGUUCCCAUCUCGUAUACAUGCCAGGUUAUUCCGGCGCCGUUCACGUACAAUCUUGGUUCCAUCGGGCCAGAUCGUGGAGCGCUCUGCCGCAUAACUACAGUAUCGAGCCAGUCCAGCUGCGAUGCACACGGCAAUAUCUUUGUCGAGUUCCCUGGCAUCAGGAACUUAUUCAGCUUCAAGGAGCAGAUCUAUGGCAAGGAUGCACAUCACAUCGAGUGCCAGGAGUGCACUGCUUGCCAAGGCGAAGAUUGAUGGUCAGCCUUCUAGCAAGGCUAUAUAAUGGAUGGUAUGCUGCAGUGUCGACACCAGUCGAAGCAGAUCCUGGGCCCAUUGUCAUACAUGGUGGGAACUGGAA
Molecule: messenger RNA, 655 nt
Organism: Verticillium alfalfae VaMs.102
Lineage: Eukaryota; Fungi; Ascomycota; Sordariomycetes; Glomerellales; Plectosphaerellaceae
Exons: 3
Coding region: 73-552 (159 amino acids)
Source: RefSeq, a predicted model, not a curated record